GGGAAGAGGUGCCGAUGAAGAAAGUCGAGGACAAAUUGAUCCCCAAGACCGAAGAUGAAUUUGAUGCGGAGGACAUCAAAAAGGUCGAGAAUUAUGCAAAGGCAAUAAACAUGCUUUAUUGUGCCGUAAAUCCUGAUGACUACCGCAAAAUCUCUUGCUGCUCAACCGCCAAGGAGAUGUGGGAUAAACUUGAGGUGACGUACGAAGGAACGAACCAAGUACGUGAAGCCAAGAUCGACUUCCUCACCCAAGAGUAUGAGAUGUUUAGAAUGAAGGAGCACGAAAACAUCGACGACAUGUUCGACCGAUUCUCCAAGAUAGUCAACGAUCUUCAUGCUUUGAAGAAGACCUACACCGACAGGGAUCUUGUGCGAAAGAUCAUACGGAGCUUGACAUCCGAAUGGCGAUCUAAGGCCGAUGUCAUCUAUGAGUCAAUCGGCACAUCAAAUGUCACCAUCGACGGUUUAAGAGGUAACUUAAAAACGUAUGAAUCUACUAUACUUAACCCGUCUUUGAAUGACCAGAGAAAAGGCAUAACAUUAAAAGCCUCCAAAGAACCGACAAUGAAUGACUCAAGCGAUGAUGAUGAAGUCAAGCUUGUCAUGAAGAAGUUUUGCAAACUUCUAAGAAAGAAAGAAAAGGUUGAGGAUGGCCAUGUGUGCUAUGGAUGUGGUGAAGCCGGGAACAUCAGGAACAAAUGCCCGAGAAACGGAAGGAACACUCGCCACUUCAAAAAGCAAAGGGCAUAUAUCUCUUGGGGUGGCGACUCCGGCGACGAGUCAACCGACCAAGACGAGGAUGAAGCUACCAACCUCUGUCUCAUGGUACACGAAAACCAAACUGACAAUGUACAAGAGGAUUUCUUCCACCUAACGUUUGAUUUNUAAAGUAAGAAAACAAACCGCAACCGAGUAAUUCUCCCAACACGGAGUAGAUUGUUGCAAAUACAAUGAAGUCCUUUAGAAUAU
Messenger RNA from Cuscuta campestris, 968 nucleotides. NCBI's taxonomy places the organism in Eukaryota, Viridiplantae, Streptophyta, Magnoliopsida, Solanales, Convolvulaceae. The record is from the annotation of a GenBank genome assembly.